UGCUGUCAAAUCUAGACCAUCAUAACAAACUUUUGUUAUUAGGGAAGUGCUUAGAAAAUCCGCGUUUUCUUUAGAAAAACCUUGAAGAAAAACUAUUUGUUUUCAUCUGAAUUCAUAAAACAGUAGUGACAAAAUCGUUACAAUGGAACCAACAUCAAACUCUUGUCCUGAAUCGGAAACAAAAACGGAACAAGCGUCAGAACAAUUGGGAUCGGUUCCUGACGAUUCGGAUACUGCCAGGAAGGAAGUGGAAGAUUAUGUGGCAGAACUUGAGAUCAGGUACGAGCAAAAAAGCCAAUUGCGCUCGCAGAAUGUAACUCCGGAACGGCCACAGGAGUCGUACUUUACCAAGUGUGAUUCGAGUUUAAAAAAGAAUACGGCGUUUGUUAAAAAGCUAAAACAGUUCACCGCUUCGCAGCUGGAUGGUCUGCUGAAAGACAUGGCCGGACUGAACCUGACCAAGUAUAUAUCGGAAGUCAGUGCAGCGAUUGUGGAAGCCAAGUUGAAAAUGAGUGAUGUUGUUCCAGCGCUGACCCUGUGCAGUAAGCUGCACCAAACAUACGCGGAAUUUAGUCCAAGCUUUUUGGAGACUUGGCAAAAGGUUUUGCAUGUAAAAGCCGGUGAGAAGAUUGGAAAUCCAAGCAAGAUGAGAGUUGAUUUAAGGUUUUACGGCGAAUUGGUAAGCGUGGGAAUAUUCAGCAACAAGGUUGGGCUGCCCCUGCUUGGUGCGUGCUUAACUGCACUGAUCUCCCAGGACAAGGACGAGCACAGUAACUUGUCCAUCAUCUUGUCGUUUUGUCGACAUUGCGGCGACGAAUAUGCUGGAUUAGUGCCUAAGAAAAUACAGGAUUUGGCCAAGCAAUUCAAUAUACAAAUUCCUUCAUCAAGUCUACUGUCUCCAGAUAAACAGCAGAAUUUAAGAAAUCUUUUGAAGGACUACUACCAGACACUCUGUGAGCACUUGAAGAAUGAGCAUAAGCAACUUCAGUAUGCGGAAAAGUCUAGACGAAAAAUGCUAGAAUCCAAAGGGGAGGUCCCGAAUGACAAGAAAGAGCAAAUUGAAAUGCUCCAAAAUAGCUACGACAAGCUAAUGGCAUCGGCGCAAGCAAUGGCGGAUCUGUUGAACGAAACAUUACCAGAACUCACUGUGGAGGUUGAAGUUUCCCUAACUGAAGGGACGGUAAUCGAUAGCAUUGGCGAUGAACAAUUCGCAAAUUUGGAUCCCUGGGGUGAUGAGGACACGCGCAAUUUCUAUGUCAACCUACCAGAUUUGCGCCAGUUUCUUCCAAACUACUGUGGAAAGAAAGACGAAGUCAUCCCCGAUGAACCGGCAAUGACGGAGGAAGUACUCGAUAUGGAAGUUGAACCGGAGCAAGAUUCCGAAGAUGUGGGUGACCCCCCUUCAGAAAUAUCCGAGACCGCGGAACCUGAUGAAGAACCAACCACUGCUCCAAGUACGCCGCACCAUCACGCCAACCGGGAACACUUCGAAGCAUUCAUAACUAACUUGCAAAAUUGUGUCAACACGGAAUUGAUAGACUCGGCUGCUAUCGAAUUUCUACUGAGUUUGAAUACGAAAAACAACAGGAAAAGACUAGUGAAAGUUCUUUUCGGCGUACAGAGGACCCGGUUGGAUCUUCUUCCAAUGUACGCCAGAUUGGUGGCAAUCAUCAACCUGGUUUCGGCGGACGUAGCAGUAGAUUUGUGCCAAAUGUUGAAAGUCGACUUUAAGUAUCAGAUCAAGAAGAAGGAUCAAAUUAACAUUGAGACCAAGAUCAAAGUGGUUCGAUAUAUCGGAGAAUUGGUAAAAUUUGGCUUAUAUAACAAAAUUGAAGCACUGUUCUGUUUGAAGUGUUUGCUGCACAACUUUCAACAUCAUCACAUCGAAAUGACGUGCGCUUUCUUGGAAGUUUGUGGAAUUUAUCUGUACAAUUUGAAGGAUAGUCGUCUUCGGACCAACGUGUAUCUCGAGCAAAUGAUGCGCCUCAAAACGAACACCACGAUGGAUAGUCGACACGCACAACAGGUGGAAACCGCUUACUAUUUUGUUAAGCAACCGGAAGGAAUGCGUAUUCAGCGAAAAAUUCGCCCGCUUUUCCACACUUACAUUCGACACUUGCUCUUCGAGGAGCUGAACAAAUCCAACGUUGAUAAGAUGAUCAAACUUCUGCGUCGUCUCGACUGGGAAGAUAAAGACAUCCACGACUACGCGGUCAAGUGUCUUUCGAAGGCUUACAGUAUCCGGUACCAUUUGAUUCGCAGCUUGGCGGAUUUGGUUUCCGGUUUGAGCUCCUAUCAGGAGAAAGCCGUCGUCAAAGUGAUCGACGCAGUGUUCGAAGACAUCCGUGCUGGGUUGGAAAUUCACGACACAAAACUUGCCCAGCGGCGGAUUGCGAUGGCCAAGUACCUUGGAGAGCUUUAUAACUACCGCCUGGUGGAAUCGAAGAACGUACUGAACACGCUUUACUCGAUUAUUUCGCUGGGAGUCAGCACCAGCCACGAUACACCCUCGGAAGUUGAUCCUCCCGGUAGUUUAUUUCGGCUCAAGCUGGUUUGUGUCCUGCUGGACACCUGUGGACAGUACUUCACGAGUGCAUCGAGUCGCAAGGGGCUGGAUUAUUUUCUGAUAUUCUUCCAGCACUAUUACUGGUUUAAAAAAUCCGACCCGAUAUUUACCAGUGAAACGAAUAAGGAUCUCUUUCCUAUUCUGAUUGACCAUAUGUAUAAGGAAUGCUUCAAAAAUCUUCGACCUAAAUUGAAACUGAUAUCCAGCUACGAUGCAGCCAAGGAAGCAAUAGAGAACAUAGCGAAAAAAGUCUACCCACAGUUGUUUAACCCCCGUGACGAUGACGAGCGCAGUCUUAAGACCAUUCAAGAAAAUGACACAGAUAAGGACGAUACCAUGACAGAGGAUUGUACAUCGGAAGCAUUUGGUGAUUCAGAGGAUGACGACGAGAAUCCACGAAUUCAAAGAGACGAAGACGACGAGGAGGACGGCCUGAAUGACGACGACAUCAUUGACGAGUAUGACGAGGGUGAUUUGAAUCAGGACUUUGACCCGGUGAUUAUGCCGAUGCCAGUGGAGAAAACCAUCGAAGAUUUGGAGUUUGAGAAGGAAUUUGAGCGAAUGGCAACGGAUAGCUUCCUGGAGCGGAUGAAGGAGCCGGUGAAGCUUAACAUCAAAGACAUACCGGUGCCGAUCACGAUGAGAAGUAGUGGAACUAAGAAGACAUAUGAGCAAUUACAGGAAAACAAGGAAAAGUCUGACACAGUCCCAUUCGUACUUAUGAUUAGAGGAAAAGGAAAACAGCAGCAGUACAAACCUUUUGAAGCUCCAUCGGAUAGUCAACUGGCGAUAUAUGUCAAAGAUCAGGAGCAAAAAAUUAAGGAAGAAAACGAUAGCGUGAAACGAUUGACGCUGAAUAUUACCGAACGAUUGGAGGAAGAAGACUAUCAGGAAUCGUUGCUGCAAAGUCAAAGGGCACCAACUAGCAAUAAGAUACGGAUACAGAAGCCCCCCAAAUUUAAGCAUCCAAAGGGUGUCCCGGAUGUUGACGCAAUCUUUCAUUAAGCUUAGCUUUGUGUUUUCGGAUUGUGUGAUCCACUAGUACUAUGGAUAAAAAAGCGUAACUAACUUCAAACUAGA
This is a messenger RNA of Armigeres subalbatus, 3646 nucleotides long. RefSeq names its product regulator of nonsense transcripts 2 (gene Upf2). Gene Ontology annotation, molecular function: RNA binding; protein binding. The transcript is spliced from 4 exons. The coding region runs from base 143 to 3571 and encodes 1142 amino acids. The record is from RefSeq and is a predicted model, not a curated record. Lineage: Eukaryota; Metazoa; Arthropoda; Insecta; Diptera; Culicidae. Gene Ontology annotation, biological process: nuclear-transcribed mRNA catabolic process, nonsense-mediated decay. Gene Ontology annotation, cellular component: cytoplasm; exon-exon junction complex.